Bubalus bubalis (water buffalo) is the source of this 2077-nucleotide messenger RNA. RefSeq names its product membrane spanning 4-domains A1 (gene MS4A1). Lineage: Eukaryota; Metazoa; Chordata; Mammalia; Artiodactyla; Bovidae. The coding region runs from base 228 to 1118 and encodes 296 amino acids. Gene Ontology annotation, cellular component: plasma membrane; external side of plasma membrane. Gene Ontology annotation, biological process: cell surface receptor signaling pathway. The transcript is spliced from 7 exons. The record is from RefSeq and is a predicted model, not a curated record.
GCUCUCAUAACUGUGUAUUAAACCCAAGCCAUCAGCGCAGAGCCCAAGGCAGCAGAAGCCCCUGACUUCCUGUCACCUGGUAUCCCUCGGCGCUCCCAGGCCUGGCCCUGCUCACUCUGGCCCCCGUGUCCUGGGGAAACGAGCUGGUGAGGUGAACUCGGCGGCCAGAACCCACACAUCAGCCCUUGAGCCUUGAGACCUCGGAGACUCAGGAGUCUGAGGGUGAAAUGACGACACCCAGGAAUUCAAUGGUUGGAGCUUUCCCAGCAGAGCCUCUGAAAGGUCCCAUUGCCAUGCAUGCUGCUCAGAAAGGGGUUCCCAGGAGGGUGCCUGUGGUGGUGGGCCCCACACAGAGCUUCUUCAUGAGGGAAGCGAAGGCUCUGGGGGCUGUCCAGAUCAUGAACGGGCUAUUCCACAUUGCCCUGGGCAGCCUCAUGCUGAUCCACAUGGACGUCUACAUGCCCAUCUGUGUAACCUUGUGGUAUCCUCUCUGGGGAGGCAUCAUGUUCAUCAUUUCUGGAUCACUGCUGGCAGCAGCGGAGAAGAACUCCACACAGAGCAUGCUCACAGGAAGACUAAUAAUGAACUCUUUGAGCCUCUUUGCUGCUAUUUCUGGAAUAAUUUUUUUGAUCAUGGACAUAUUUAAUAUGACAAUUUCCCACUUUUUUAAAAUGGAGAAUCUGAACCUUAUUAAGACUCAGGUGCCGUAUAUUAACAUAAACAACUGUGAACGAGCUAACCCUGAUGAGAAUAACUCUCAGUCCAUGGAAUUUUGUGCCAGGAUACGGUUUGUGUUCUUGAGCAAUUUCGCAGUGAUGAUGAUCUUUGCCUUCCUCCAGAAACUUGUGACAGCUGGCACUGUUGAGAAUGAAUGGAAAAAAAUAUGCUCCAGACCCAAAGCUAACGUUGUUCUCCUGUCAGCUGAAGAAAAGAAGGAGCAGGCGAUCGAAAUAAAAGAAGAAGUGGCUGAGCAGAUUGAAAUAUCUUCCCUACCAAAGAAUGAAGAAGACAUUGAGAUUAUUCCAGUCCAAGAAGAAGAAGAAGAAGCAGAAAUGAACUUUCCAGAGCCCCCCCAAGAUCAGGAAGACUCGCCAAUAGAGAACGACAGUGUCCCUUAAGCUGCUUUUUUGUUUUGCUGUUUUCUUUUUUCUUUCAGCGUUAGUGUUCACAGCUUCCCAGAGACUUACUCACCCGCGUUUCUGAAGGCACUCUGCACGUGGCCUCCACAUCUUCCUCUGGUCUUCACGUGGAGGGACCACAGACAGCUCCCUUCUCCUCAUCCUCAUUCAGAGUAUGAACACAGGCCCCUGCAGCAGACUGUAGCAUCGUGCUUCUCGCUUAGGACAGCCUUCUUACACUGAAAAGAGAGAAGUCUGAAUAAGGGCUGCAGAAUGUGAUUUGUCACUGGCCUGACUCUUGGACAAGGUGUAGCAGAGUAGUCACAGAAGCAGUAGCAGCAGCAGAAGUUUGUUUUUUCAUUUUUCUCUCUGCAAUAGGCAGACUCUGUAUCAGAUGAAAAAUGUAAGUGACUGCUCCAUGCCAUCCUUAAGCUAUCUUUGAUUUCUUCCACAUCUACAUUUGUGUGUGUGUGUGUGUGUGUGAUCUCUUUUGUACCACUGUUUUCAGGAAAGUAAAAAAUAAUAAUAAUGAGGCACAGUAAAGAACCUAUCCCAUCUGUCUUUCUAUGGGGCUGACACUGUUGCCUCUGCGUCUCACUGGAGGAGCUCUAAGGGGCCAGUCCUCAGCCCUGUCUCUGUACAAACAGCACCGCUUAUGCCUGGAUCUGUCUCCUUCCGUCUUAACUUUUCCUAGCUCCUCCUCUAGGCUCUUGGCUGCACUGUCUACAUACUUUUCCCCUUUAGGCAAGAGAAGAAAGGAUGAUGGAAACAAAUGCCGUAAUGAAUGCCCAAGUCACAAAGGAUGAUCAGUGCUUGCAUUUUUCAGUGUUUUCCAGUUCACAAAACAUUUUAUCAAAUAAUUGUCAUUGAUCUUCCAUGAUCAAGGAAAAAAAUUCCUAUCUCUGUUUUACAAUGUUCACACAGUAAGCAAAUAAAUCAAUGUAACUUGUCAAUAGUCA